Messenger RNA from Pedinophyceae sp. YPF-701, 1128 nucleotides. NCBI's taxonomy places the organism in Eukaryota, Viridiplantae, Chlorophyta, Pedinophyceae. The record is from the annotation of a GenBank genome assembly.
AUGUCGUCCAUCGUCACCACCGCCGCGAAGAUUUGCUGCUCGGCUGCUGCCAGCAGCACGGCCGGCGCCCGCCGGCUGCACGGCGCGGUCAGCCUGGCUGCGGGCGUGCCGCGUGCUCUCGCGGCGGCCUCGUCGCCCGCGGCGAGCGCCUUCUCCGGCCGUACGACCCCCAGCCGCUCGCUCAAGAGGACCGCUACCACCGCCGCUGCCGGCAACGGCCUCACCAUCGACCUCCGCGGGAAGCGCGCGUUCAUCGCGGGCGUCGCGGACGACCAGGGCUUCGGCUGGGCCAUCGCGAAGUGCCUCGCGGAGGCCGGUUGCGAGAUCAUCCUCGGCGUCUGGGUGCCCGCGCUCAACAUCUUCGAGACGUCGUUGCGUCGCGGCAAGUUUGAUGAGUCCCGCAAGCUCUCCGACGGCUCCCUGAUGGAGUUCGCCGCGAUCUACCCCAUGGACGCCGUCUACGACACCCCCGCCGACGUCCCGGAGGAGGUCGCGACGAACAAGCGCUACGCGGCGGCGAAGGACGGGUUCACGAUCGAGGACACGGCGCGCAAGGUGAAGGAGGAGUUUGGUACGAUCGACGUGCUGGUGCACUCUCUGGCGAACGGGCCCGAGGUGAAGAACCCGCUCCUGGAGACGUCGCGCAGCGGCUACCUGGCCGCGAUCUCGGCGUCGUCGUACUCGAUGGUGGCGAUGGUGCAGAAGUUCGCCCCGCUGAUGAACCCCGGGGGGAGUGUCAUCAGCCUGACGUACCUGGCCUCGGAGCGCAUCAUCCCCGGGUACGGCGGCGGCAUGUCGUCCGCGAAGGCCGCGCUGGAGUCCGACACCAAGGUCCUGGCGUACGAGGCGGGCCGGAAGUACAAGGUUCGCGUCAACACCAUCAGUGCGGGGCCGCUGGGCAGCCGCGCGGCCAAGGCCAUCGGGUUCAUCGACGACAUGAUCAAGUACUCUUACGCCAACGCGCCGAUCGAGAAGGAGCUGAGCGCGACGGAGGUCGGCCAGUGCGCGGCCUUCCUGCUGAGCCCGCUGGCCAGCGCGGUGACCGGCCACGUGAUGUACGUCGACAACGGCCUGAACGCCAUGGGACUCGCGAUGGACUCCCAGGCGCUCGUGCGGGAGGAGGAGUAG